AUGCGCUUCAUCAAACUUGCAAAUAUCCUUGUUCUCGCAAGUCCUGUACUUAGCAAACUUGACAAGCCCGUUCUGUGCCCCUGUGUGGACUUCAACCACGUCGACGACGACCUGUUCGAAGCUCUUCCACAGACACCGCACACUCUCACCAAGUGGCCAUGGGGAAAGCUGCCUAAGCAAUGCAAAGUCCUGGCUGACCAGGAAGGCCUGAAUGCCUAUGACAUGGAAGUCUACGAUGUUCUUUAUGAGGACUGUCCCCAGCCUUGGGUCAUCUGUCAGCAUCACAAAUCGCCGAAUCCUGUAAAAGACAUGGCCGACAACUUUGGUCGCCUCCCUAUCGGCUUGCGAAACUACAUUCGAAUUCAAUUCGCGGCUCCGAUGUUGAAAAACACGACGAUCGGCGCUUGCACGACCUAUCCUCGGGGAGAUGUGAUAUACUACGGCAAUACUACCGAAAGGCUUCAGGACUGGGUUCACGAGGCUAUCCAUGGCGUCGAUUACUACCUUGGCCACAAGAAGUAUGGCAAGAUGUUCUCAGACACAGAUUUGUUUAUCAACGAGUUCAACAAGGAUGACUUUGUCAGCGAUGAUUAUGCCAAACUUUCAUAUCGCGAGGCUUUUGCCCAGAUGGGUGUGCUUGCCACGAUCGAAAAGUUCUUACCCGGGAGAAUGGCAUCUUUCCAAUCGAAUUGGAACAUCCUUUCUCACCAGUUUGCUGCUGUGUCUACCUUUUUGGACGAGACCUUGUCACUCGACAGUACAUGUGAUCGGGUGGAUAAAGAUUAUAGCGAGGUUGUUUGCAUGGGACCUGCGGCAGGUUGUGAAAGCCCACCGAGUGCGAAACUGAGGAGAAGGGAUAACAAAGCGAAAGAGAGGGGCGGUAGCGAGCCGUUAACCGGGAAGGUUCUCGACACCUGCGAGGGGCAAUAUGACAAGCCGCUCUAA
Fusarium venenatum is the source of this 945-nucleotide messenger RNA. The record is from RefSeq and is a predicted model, not a curated record. NCBI's taxonomy places the organism in Eukaryota, Fungi, Ascomycota, Sordariomycetes, Hypocreales, Nectriaceae.